Messenger RNA from Dalotia coriaria, 2758 nucleotides. Its product is annotated as H(+)/Cl(-) exchange transporter 7-like. Lineage: Eukaryota; Metazoa; Arthropoda; Insecta; Coleoptera; Staphylinidae. Gene Ontology annotation, biological process: chloride transport; transmembrane transport. The transcript is spliced from 5 exons. Gene Ontology annotation, cellular component: intracellular membrane-bounded organelle; lysosomal membrane. The record is from RefSeq and is a predicted model, not a curated record. Gene Ontology annotation, molecular function: voltage-gated chloride channel activity. Bases 99 to 2420 code for a protein of 773 amino acids.
UGCCUGGGAAACUUGCAAAUAUAAAAUAACACUCCAUGCCAGUGGUGGUGUUGUGUGGUGAUUUUGUGCUCCUCCGUUUUUCGCUGAAUCUCGGCUAAAUGUCGGAGGAAAUACCAGGGCGAACACUGGGCCGGAGCACCUCUCAUGGACCCACAUUGUCGCGCACCGGCACGCAGGUGACAUUCGACAGUGUCGAGUAUGUGCCGACGCUCUACUCCUAUGAGAAGGGCCCCCCGCAUGUCGUGUCUGCUAAAUACGAGAGCUUGGACUACGACCUCCUGGAGAACGAGUUUCGCAUCCAGGAGGAGGAUCUGCGAGGCUAUCGAUACCUAAUCAUCAAGAAUCUGAUGAAAUGGUUGGCGUUUCUGCAAAUUGGGAUUUUCACGGCACUUGUCGGCGCGCUCGUCGAUUUGGCCAUCAGCAUGAUGAUAACGAAGAAGUAUGAGAUUCUUAUAAAACUGAUCAAGGAACAUGAGACGGAGCAGCAAUACUAUGUGAUGUUGAUGUGGAUGAUGCUGAAUGCACUGCCCUUCACCCUUGGCUGCGUUCUGGUGACGUAUAUUGAGCCAAUGGCAGCAGGAUCGGGCAUUCCCCUGGUUAAGUGCUACCUCAACGGCGUCUACAUCCCACGCAUCCUACGCCUCAAGACACUGGUUAUCAAGGCAGCUGGUCUAGCAUUCUCAAUCAUUGGCGGCGUGGCCAGCGGCAAGGAAGGGCCUAUGAUUCAUGUGGGCGCCUGUGUCGCGAACUUGGUCGGGGCUGGACAGGUGAGCAUUUGGGGCUGGAAAUGGGACAUGUACAAGUUCUUCCGCGAUGAUCAAGAGAAGCGCGAUCUUGUAUCGGCCGGUGCCGCGGCUGGCGUCUCAGCUGCAUUUGGCGCAUCGGUGGGCGGCGUGCUUUUCAGCUUGGAGGAAGGCGCAUCCUUCUGGAACCAGACACUUACAUGGCGCAUCUUUUUCACUUCGGUGGUGAGCAAGUUCUUCGUAAACUUCCUACUCUCGGCGCUGAAGGGCCAUCCCGGUGAGCUGGAGCACCCCAGUCUAAUCAACAUGGGAACCGUUGAUUUCACCUACACCAUAUACGAGGUGCCCAUCUUCGCAUUCAUGGGCUGCAUUGGGGGCGUUAUGGGAUGCAUGUGGAACCUGUUGAACAUCCGGUUGUCUCAACUGCGUAAACGAUUUAUAUACCAGAACUGGGCCCGCGUGCUUGAGGGCAUCGUUGUCGCUGCUCUCCACGGUGUCAUUGCUUUUGCAAUGACAUACUACGUUAACGAAUGCAACGAUAGGCCGUAUACCAAGGAUUACUCGCUAGAUGCUCUGUGUGGUAACCAGAAGGGAACCUCCAACGUGGUUGGGACUAUGUGGCUGGCCCCGCCGCAAAAGUCUGUCAAUGCUCUUGUGCAUGAUCCCGCAGGUACUUACAAGUAUCUCUCCCUGAUAUCAUUUGCAGUGGCUUACUACUUCCUUUCAUGCCUGACAUUCGGACUGUCUUCCUCCAACGGUAUUUUUGUACCAUCCCUGUUAACCGGCGCUGCGUGGGGAAGACUCCUCUCUGUAAUUGUGCGUGAGCUGUUACCCCCCGAAUGGAAGGGCUCUGUUGACAGCGGAAAGUAUGCGUUAAUUGGCGCGUGCGCCCAGCUGGGCGGCAUUGUCCGGAUGACCAUCAGCCUCACCGUCAUUAUGAUGGAAACCAGCGACAAUAUCUCAUUCAGCUUUCCCAUUAUCAUCACGCUCAUUUGCGCCAAGUGGAUCGGAGACUUUUUCUCCGAGGGCAUUUACAACAUCAACAUUCAAGUAAAGAAUAUCCCGUUCCUGCCGCCCGAGCCACCACCGCUAGCUCACAGCGUACUGGCGACCGGUAUUAUGAAUGCACCUCCAAUCUGCGUCAAAGGUAUCGAACGCAUAGGCUACUUGUGGUCCAUGCUCAACAAGACUACGCACAAUGGGUUUCCGAUCGUUGAGGAGGAGGGGAUGCGUAUUUUGCGCGACUAUCGGGAUGCUGGCGAUGCGCGCAAAGGACGCAUAAAGGGGUUGAUUCUGCGCUCGCAGAUCAUUUUCCUUCUCUAUUACAAGCUGUAUUACGAACACGAGGAUGAGUGGAUGUCAACCAUCACGAUGAAUUCCUUCCGUGACUAUUAUCUCAAUGAGAUAGCUAUGAAAGACUUGCAGGUCCUGCCCGAGGACAUGAGGUUCCACUUGGAUCUACGUCCAUUUAUGAACAACUCGCCGUACACCCUGCUCAAGAACACGUCGCUACCUCGCAUCUAUGUAUUGUUUCGAGCAUUGGGAUUGCGUCAUUUGCCAAUUGUUAACGAGUCCAACGAGGUAGUUGGCAUGAUUACGCGAAAGGAUCUAUCGAAAUUCAGGGUGAUCAACCGCAUGUGCCAGCUUCGGCAAAAUGAACUAGUACUGGUUGACUAAGCAUGAAACAAUCUCCUGAAAAAUUGUUUAGUUUAUAUUACAUCAGCAGUGAGACUGUAAUUAUACAGGUUUAUAUGAGGUUCAUCAAUUCGCGACAAGUUAAAAAAAAAAACAAGAUAAAAAUGUGGAUAUACAAACUACUCAGACAUUCAAAAAAACAGAUCAAUCCUUCAGGAUUUAUCCUACUUUGCUAUUUGCUUGAAAAAAAUUGUUGUGCUUUCUGGUUUAAGCAUACUACUUCUGAAAACUCUUUGAGGAUGAUCAACAGUUUAAGCUCACCAAAAUAUUUUGUAGUUAUUUACUUGAAAUUAAAUGUUAAUAAACUAUAACUAAAACUA